AGCAGGGUGCUCUCUCUCAUCCACAGCCUCAGUGCACCGGAGUGUCAUCUUUGGAGCGGUCGUCUGCCUGCUUGUCCGCCGGCCCCCCUCCCGCUCCUCCUGUCCGGGUUUCAGAGUGAACAUGGACACGGUCUGAGAAGCAGUGUCGAGCUGUCAGCUGUUUCUCCCGCUUCGCACAGAAGAAUAACAAGACAUUCUGCCCUCGCUCGUCCUCGCCGAAGUCUCGAUAAUGAUGGAGUACUGGAGGCAAUGCUCGCUGUGGCUGAUCAACUGCAAGGUGCUACCAGUCAACCACCGGGUUACAUGGGAGUCCGCGCAGGUAUUCGAUUUGGCCCAGACGCUCCGGGAUGGAGUCCUGCUGUGCCAUCUGCUCAACAACCUGAGAGGCCAGUCCAUCAACCUGAAGGAGAUCAACCUCAGACCUCAAAUGUCACAGUUCCUGUGCCUGAAGAAUAUCAGGACCUUUCUGGCAGCGUGUAUCGAGAUAUUUGGCAUGAAGAAGAGCGAGCUGUUCGAGGCCUUUGACCUUUUCGAUGUCCGGGACUUUGGAAAGGUUAUGGACACACUAUCCAAACUGUCCCACACAGUAAUUGCACAACAAACUGGAGUCAGGCCUUUUCCAACAGAGGAUAGUGUUGAAGAUGAAGAUAUUUACAACCACCUGGUGGAUCUCAUUGAUGAGAACGGGGUGGAGGAUGAGGAGGAUCUGUAUGACUGUGUGUACGAUGAUGAAGAUGGAGGAGAGAUCUAUGAGGACCUGAUGAAGACGGAAGCCCUCCCUCCUCCGGCGUUCCACAAGGCGGAGACUGACAUUAGGAGCUGCUGUUUAACAGAGAUCAGACAGACAGAGGAGAAAUACACUGAGACCCUGGAGUCAAUAGAAAAGCACUUUAUGUCGCCCCUCACCAUGUUUCUAUCCACGGUGGAGAUGGAGAGGGUGUUUGUGAACAUCCCGGAUCUGGUGAAAGUUCACAAGUGUUUGCUGCUGGAGAUCCAAGACUCCGUUCACCACAGAAGUGCCCAGAACCUUUACCAGAUCUUCAUCACUUUUAAAGAGAGUUUGUUGAUCUACGGGAAAUACUGCAGCCAUGUGGAGACGGCCAUCGCCGCGCUGGACAACAUCAGUAAAGACAGAGAGGACGUUCGCAUGAAGCUCGAGGAGUGUUCAAAGAGAGCCAACUACGGCAAGUUCACGCUCAGAGAUCUGCUGGUGGUUCCUAUGCAGCGAGUUUUGAAGUACCACCUCCUCCUGCAGGAGCUGGUGAAACACACUCAUGAUUCCACGGACAAGAGCAACCUGCGGAAAGCACUGGACGCCAUGAAGGAUUUGGCUCAGUACGUCAACGAAGUGAAGCGAGACAACGAGACCCUGCGGGAAAUAGAUCAGUAUCAGAAAUCCAUUGAAAACUUGAAUCAGCCUCUCAGUAACUACGGGAGACCCAAAGGAGACGGGGAGGUACGGGUGGCCUCGGUGGACAAACGAGCCAAACAGGACAGGCACAUCUUCCUCUUCGACGCCGCAGUGAUCGUUUGUAAGCGGCGCGGAGACAACUACGAGAUGAAAGAGGUGAUCGACCUGCAUCUCUUCAAGGUCACCGACAACCCCACGUCGGACAAGGAGAACCGAAAGUGGUCCUACGGAUUCUACCUCACUCACAACCAGGGUCAGAACGGCUUUGAAUUCUUCUUCAAGACCAAAGAAUUGAAAAAGAAGUGGCUGGAGCAGUUUGGCAUGGCCAUAUCCAACAUACGACCUGAGAAUGGCAACAACAACUUGCAUGAGUUUCAUAUGCACACCUUUGACAAAAUCACCUCCUGCAACUCCUGUCACAUGCUGCUAAGAGGCGUCUUCAACCAAGGCUACAUGUGCUCCAAGUGUGGUCUAGGUGCCCAUAAAGAAUGCCUGGGCCGCUUUGGCUGCUGUGGAAAAACAGAUCCUGUCUCCAUCAGAACUCAGGGCAAAGAUCGAGAUGCAGGUCUACCCAAGAUGCUGGUGAUCAGGAACUACUUUGGUGUGCCGAGCCCCACUUCUGGCCCGGCGCUCAGCAUCCAGACGGGUGACAUCAUUGAACUGAUCUGCGCCGACCUUCACAGCCCCUGGUGGCAGGGCAAAAUCCUGUCGACGAAAGAGGUUGGCUUCUUCCCAAGCGAUGCUGUGAAGCCUUGCCCAUGUGUUCCGAAGCCUGUUGAUUACUCAUCUCAACCCUGGUUUGCGGGGCCCAUGGAGAGGCUCCAGGCAGAGGCAGAGCUCAUCAACAGAGUCAACAGCACUUACUUGGUCCGCCAUCGCAGCAGAGAGUACACAGAGUACGCCGUCAGCAUAAAGUACAACAACGACGUGAAGCACAUAAAGAUCCUAACCAAGGACGGCUGCUUCUACAUCGCAGAGAACAAGAAGUUCAGGAGCAUAAUUGAGCUGAUUGAAUACUACAAACACCACUCCCUGAGAGAAGGAUUCAGGAGUCUGGACACCACGCUACAGUUUCCAUACUUGGAAACUGAGAACGCCGCUGUGCACCGACUCAACCGGUCAGGAGGCAACACCCCAUUGCUGUGCGGCAUCUCUUUUGUAACUCCUGCCGGCUACAGCUUUGUACCUCCUUCCUCUGCUCCCUUCUGGUCAGUGUUUACCCCCAAAGUGAUCGGUGUGGCGAUAGCACGGUACGACUUCAGCUCGCGUGACACCCGCGAGCUCUCGCUGCAGGAGGGCGACGUGGUGAAGAUCUACACAAAGUCGGGAGCCAACGGCUGGUGGAGGGGCGAGGUUAACGGCAGGGUGGGCUGGUUUCCAUCCACAUAUGUAGAGGAGGGUGAGGAGUGAGAGGUUCACCGCGGGAGUUUCAGUGAGAUAGAAGAAGGACGGCAGCAGUGGAGUGAACACACUGAGCACCAGUGGUACACUGAGGUACCAGUGACAGACAGAGUGAGCAUCUGCACUGCCGCUCGCUCCAGUGUUACUCUCUUCACUCUCCGGCUCUGCUGCGCACGACCAUCCCAGUGGCCUUUGUGAGGGGGAGAAAAAAAAGGGGCGGCAGCUCAUUGCAGAUGCAGAGACGCCCCGAUCACUUCUGGCCAACUCGCGAGGCUAAGUGACUCCAUCGCCUAGCAGCUUGACUGUCAGCGGGACACGAGCCCUCGCCAAACGCCUCCCCGACUCCGUCCGUCCAUCCAUAAUUCACCUUUUGCUCCAGCCACAGCCCCCGCCACCCCCACCAACUCCCACCUGUUUCUGCUUGCCAAGUCGGCCAUCGCCAAUCUGUCAAAAGUGGAUACUCAUAUGCCUCUUUCCCAUUCAUGCGCUCAUCCAUCCAUCCCUCCAUCCAUCGUUUCCACCACUCCCUGUGGGAACAGAGUCAUCAGAGCUGAAAAGACCCACAGUGAACAGCUUUUUCUUCCCCCCUCCCUCCUUACGCUGAUGAAUCUCAGACCGUUCUGACCUUGCCUGUGUGUUUGUUCCACUAAUGCAGGUGGUUAUUGAUGACUUGAUGACCCAGAAUCACACUUCCACACCACCCACCUCUCCUCCGCUGCACAUCAUGAUCACCACACACACACACACACACACACACACACACAGGAGAUGUAAGAGAGGGAUGGCGUCGGAUAGCAUCGCUGCACAGUGCCAGCAAUUGAUCGCUGUUGUUCCUAUUUUCCUCCUCCCACCUCCACCAUUCUUUAUCUGCAGCUCAGCCUCUCAUGUUUUCAGUUGUCUUGGCUGUUAGCGAUCCUCUGCUCUUAUCAGUGGCAGCUCUGUCAACAGGAGCCCAUUCGCAGAGGGUUUAUCUUAGUUCCGGCAUUAGUGUCGGGGAACAAGCCACCUGCUCCUGUGACAUAAAACAGGAGAAAACUUUUUCUUCUUCUGUCAAAGCAACUGUCUUUUACUUUUUCAAUUUUUAGCUUUUUUUUUUCAUUAUCUGCAAAUAUGAUGGGUACGGUGCAGUUUGAUUGCAUUCUUGCAGAAGUGAUCAAUACUUUAAUAUUCUGUGUCUAUGAGAGGCGAUAAAGCCAGAUUUCUACUUUGUCAACAUCUUCACCGGAUUAUGCAUCCGAAUAUUUUAGCAUCUUUUUCAAAUUUGGCAAAAACACCACUUUUUUUCCAGGGUAUUUAAAUUUCAAGCUUUAAUGAAAUCAGUUUUCAGAACCCCCUUUUACUUAUUAUAUCUUCCAGCUGUCUGUCCUCCAUUCCACCCCCUUCUCUCUCCGUGUGUACACCCUAACCCCCACAUACAUAAUGCACAGUCCGUCUCCACAGUCCACAGUGAAAUAUGGUUUUCCUACAGAACAGGAGAACAUGGAUACCAAGUUUGUGUGGAGAAGAGAAUGAAGACUCUGUAGCAGCUGGAACUGUUCAAGUUAAAACAAGCCUGUGUUUAAAAUAUGUAGAUAUUCUUAUUUUAUUUAACAUGUGUUUUGUUGUAGCCCAAUCAGAAGGCUUUCCACAUACAGUCCCUUUUUUGUGAAGACAGUGAAACAUCACUGUAGGUUCAUGUUUUCCUCCUCCUCCUCCUCCUCCCUCCUCCUCAUCAAUCACAUCCUUAAUGUUUUAUUGGAGACUGACGAAUGAGGGGAGUUAGCUUCUGGAAACAGGCGUCAUCCUCCACCUCUCACAUCUUCAUCCUCACGUGGAAACAUAGUUUUAUUGUAAGGAUAUGCUAUUGUGUGAACUCAAAGGAGCCAUCAUGUUUGAUGAAAAUGAUUAAUAACCCCCCGUCAGACCUGCCACGCCAUCCCAAUGACAUAAUAUGUUAUUUAAGACUGAAGAAACGUGUCAAAAAGGAUCAUGUUAAUGUGUUCUGCCCUGUGAUGUCUCCCCUUUUCCUGUUUUUCUUCCAUUACCGGAGUCAUUAAGUGACCACUAGAUGGAGGCAUCGUAAACACAUCUCCUUAUCUCCUGGCAGUCAUCUUUUAAUUGCUUAAGUUUGGAGAUGACAUCAUCUGAUAAGGAGGCGAACAGUUAAAAUGCGACGUGUCAUCUAAUAUCUAACGAACCGCUGUGAUGAUUCUCGCUGCAAACAUUCAAAUCUUUGGGAAAGGGGGCAAAUAUAACCCUGCACGUGAAUCUCACACAUCCUGGGAGAACUGAAGAGGAACAGUACUCGGGUAAUCCACUCCCUCGCUCCCUCCUUCGCCCAGAUGAACCCUGACAGAAGGGCCAUUUACAACUGCAGGCCUUCAUCCCCUCAGAGCCAGCUUCCAGAUUUUUCUGUGUGCAGGAGGGACGGGAGGAAGGCUCAAGGGUAUCUGCGAUCUAAUCAUUACACCAUCUCCUCACCUCGACGACCCGGCUGCAUCCAUCUCUCUGUCAGCUCCCCUCUCUCUCGCCCUCUCUCACUGUGUCACUUCGCCUCUCUCUCUCUCUUUAUACCGCUCUCCUUCCCCUGCGUCUAUCUUUCAUCCAAUCUCUGUCUCCUCGGUCUCUCUCUCUCUGUAUUCCGCGCCUCAUGCCGAUGCUAUGUAGGCUGUAAUGUCCGCUGCCAUAUGUUGGCGGGAGGAGAAGAGAUGAUUCAGUAUUGUCAGGGGAGGAGGGGAAGAGGCGGGCUGACUCUCCAUAAACAAGCGCCGCAGAAACGGAAACGAGCACUGGUUUCAUUUUUGCCACAAAUUAAUAGACUGAGAGAAAUGAUGCCAAUUAGAGAAUGAAUUAGGAUUCUCUCUCACCACGGUUAUCUCCUCAUGUGCAGUGUGAGCACAGAUUAUUUCUGUAUGCUGAGACGCACACACACUCACGCACCGCGUACGUGAGGAAAAGGGUUUUGACAGGAUUCAGGGCUGAGCAAGUCUUAGCCCAGCAGGGUUUUUAGGAUACAAUCUCCCGAACCAACCAUCGCCAUCCGACGCGUCUAUACAAACUUGCACUGAAUCACACCAUUCACACACACACAUACACAGCACAUGGAGGAAAAAAGUGAUAUAAUUCUUACUCCAUAAUACUGUGCUCUGAAAAUCCAUUAUAGCCUAUAUCACCCAUCUGUCAGUGAGUUUGUUAUCAGUGCCCCCCCCCCCCACUUGAACUUUGCAUUCAUGCCUUUGUGUUGUUCUCCCAUUGAAACCAAAGAUUAAUGUUGUACUCGCUUUACAUUCAGUGUUAUGUCUCAUUACCAUGGUACCCGACCGCUGUGGCCUAACUCUAAAACCGUGCAAUCCUGACUGUGUAGCAUUACCGUGUGUUGUUUGCUGUAUCAUACUGUAAAAUAUGUACAAAGCAUUAAAUAAAGAUACAUAUUGCUUC
Molecule: messenger RNA, 6229 nt
Organism: Solea solea (common sole)
Lineage: Eukaryota; Metazoa; Chordata; Actinopteri; Pleuronectiformes; Soleidae
Gene: vav3a
Product: guanine nucleotide exchange factor VAV3
Exons: 28
Coding region: 230-2821 (863 amino acids)
Biological process (GO): intracellular signal transduction; cell migration; regulation of GTPase activity
Cellular component (GO): plasma membrane; cytoplasm
Molecular function (GO): protein binding; guanyl-nucleotide exchange factor activity
Source: RefSeq, a predicted model, not a curated record